CAGUGUUUAUUACGUCACAUGAGAAACGAGAGUGUGAGCCGAUUGCUAUCCGCAGCCACGCCCCCUCGCCUGAUCACAAUUGUCGGAAUACUGUGUUCCGGUAUUGCUGAAGAUGACCUUGGCUGACCAGAGGUGGAAACUGACUAAGAUUCCAGAGGGUAUCAUGGUCAAUCCUGGUUUCUAUGGCAGAAGGAAGAAGAAGUAUGGUAAUUAUGUCAUCAACAUGUCAACGCAGAAAAACCUGAAAGCCGUUUCCAACGAGAGACAGAGGGAAGUAUUCACACCCAAAUGUACGGACGUUCACGAAGAGAGACCGCCUCUCGGAGUCAAAAGUGAUGUAAGAGGCUCAGCUUAAACAGAGGUAUGGAGAGAGAAGAGGUGUGUGAAUCAAGACGUCUCAAUGAGCCAGGAAAGGAAACUGUCUGAUUGAUACAAGUGCCAACAAAGCUGAUCUUCUCUAAAGGUCUGCUGGCUGCUCCUGAAGGAUUAAUGCACCGAAGCUAGCCCCCAGGAACCAUGCGACGAUGGCGGUCAGGGGGCAGGGGUCUGCUCCUGGGGGGGGUACUCACCACCUUCGCCAUGCUUCUGUACCACAUGAUGUCAGUGCCGCUCCUCGAGGUCUAUCACCCGAGGAUGUUGGUUCUCGCCUCCUGUGACCGAGACCCGAUCCUCACUAAAGGGAAAACUAUCUCAACCAAAGGUGCACCCAGGCAAGUCAGUGGCUGCUCACCGAAGAUGAAUGUCAUGUUCAUGAAGACACACAAGACGGCUAGCAGCACGAUCCUCAACAUCCUGUUCCGCUUUGGGGAGAAGCACGGCCUCAGAUUCGCAUUCCCCAACAGUCGCAAUGACUUUGUCUACCCAGAGAUGUUCAACAGGCUACAGGUGAAGGGCUACCAGCCUGGGAUGUGUUUCAACAUGGUCUGCAACCACAUGCGCUUCAAUGAGUCCGAGGUGGUCAGCGUGUUACCACCGGACGCCACCUUCAUCACCAUCCUGCGGGACCCCGCCGACGUCUUCGAGUCUGCGUUCCACUACUUCAACAGCCUGGUGCCUCUUACCUGGGUGAUCCCUGCCAAAGAGAAACUGGCUGAAUUCCUUAAGGACCCCUGGCGCUACUAUAGCCCCAAUGGGUACAACUCCUUCUACCUCAAGAACCUGCUCCUCUUUGACCUGGGCUACGACAACAAUCUUGAGCCAGAUGAUCCUAGAGUAGAGCAGGCCAUCCAGGCAGUCGACAAGCGCUUUCAACUGGUCAUGGUGGCGGAGUACUUCGAUGAGUCGCUCAUCCUCCUCAAGGACACCCUCUGCUGGGAGCUGGAGGACCUGCUCUUCCUGCGACUCAACAUGCGUCGUGACUCAUCCAUCUCCAAGAUGACAGAGCACCAGAGGAUGCAGGCACGAGACUGGAAUGCCGCUGACUGGCGCCUGUACCGAUACUUCAAUGCCACCUUCUGGGCAAAGGUGGAGGUGUAUGGGAGGGAACGCAUGGCCCGCGAGGUGGCGGAGCUGCGGCGGCGCAACGCAGAGAUGGCGACCACUUGUGUGGAGGGCGGGAGGGCAGUGGAGGCAGACAGCAUCAGGGAUGCCACACUGCAGCCGUGGCAACCUCUCGGCGAUCGGUCCAUCAUGGGCUACAACCUGAGGAAGGACAUUGACGAUGUGCGGCACGCGGAAUGCCGCAGGAUGCUGACCCCAGAGCUUCAGUACAUGUACGAGCUCGGCGUCAAUCUCUGGGCGAAAUUGUUCUGGCGUCAAAUGUUAGGAGUCAUCAACUUGUAGCCAGACAUGAAAUCCAGAAGAUGACCAGCUCCGUGAACUGGCGUCACACGAAGGACAUCGCCGUUUGGAAGGACCAGAUCAUUCUUUGAGGAUGUGGAUUAACUCAGGGAUAGGACGUACUUCAUAAGUAUACCCUUGGGUAGGGCUGGGUGAUACUUAUCGUAUAUAAUUUAAAUGAUAAGAAAAUGAGGAACAUUGCUUGAUAGCACACAUCGGCAUAUCACAUCACAGAGAUGAAUGCAUUUCCAACCAAUCAUAGAGAAUUCUUUUAAGAAUAGAAAACCUAUGGCCAACAAAUGCAAUUAAACACUGACUGAGUUAGCGCGGCCAAAUGCUACUGUUUCGGUAAUAUAAUGCACAUCCUUAGAGGACGUUUCAGUGAAGUGUCAGCGAGGAAAGCAAUAGCUCUUCUGCCAUAACAUCAUUUAUUUUGGAGAUACUGUGGAUAACUACGGUAAAAAGACGGUGAUGGAAUGCCGAUACUUUUUGCAGUUUAACAUGCAACACGCAACAGACUGGUGCUGUGCAUAAACACAAGCAAUUAGGGUUUGUAUUUCAAGUCUAAAGAAAUCAUGUCCCGUAUUACUUAAAAAUGGGGCACAGCAUUUUAUUUUUAAUUACGGGAUGUCAAACCCAUUCCUGGGAUAGAGCAGUGAGGCAGUCAGAGAAAAUAAGCUAGCAACAAACCAUACUGUCAGCGUUUCCUAGUAUUACACCCUACACCAAAAAGUUUACUUUUGUAUAAUUUAUUUAUUAAAAUGAGAUUUAAAUUUCCA
Molecule: messenger RNA, 2558 nt
Organism: Paramormyrops kingsleyae
Lineage: Eukaryota; Metazoa; Chordata; Actinopteri; Osteoglossiformes; Mormyridae
Product: galactosylceramide sulfotransferase-like
Biological process (GO): myelination; galactosylceramide biosynthetic process
Cellular component (GO): membrane
Molecular function (GO): galactosylceramide sulfotransferase activity
Source: RefSeq, a predicted model, not a curated record